GGGAGCACAAUGGAGCCGGGAUAGGCCAUGACAACUCUCUCGCUCAGUUCCUUGGCUUCCCUCGGGGGGCUGCUUUGUGAAGUUACCAGACGGGGUGGCUGGGUUUGGGGGAAGGACAUUUUUGGAUCUUGGGGGCUGGCGAGGGCCAGAUUGUGUAAUUCUUGCUGUUGUUGUCCGGCCAUGUGAUUCUCUGAGACCCCACGGACCGGAGCAUAACUGUCUGUGGGGGCUCCGUGGCUGCUGGAGUGUUUUGUCGCUUCCUUCUCCAGUGGGCAAAACAGAGAUUGAUCAUCUGCUGGGACUCUACAACCACUGAGGGAUUAAGGCCAGACUUGAGCUCAGGACUCCCUGACCCCAGACUAGCGCUCUAUCCUCUCUUACCCGAAUGUGGAUCCCUUUGGCGAUGUCCCAGGCUUUGCCAAAGACUUCCAGGGAGGGAAGCUGGCUCUCCGUCUCUGGGAGCUGACCCUUUCCCCUUGGCAUUGCACCCAUGGGCAGGAUGUUUUCCCGAAGCAGAUGAGACCAGAAGAGGCUUCCUCAGGACAGGUUGAAGUCAUUGAAGUGUUCCCAUCACCAGAUGAUCCUGGCAUAUUGGGAAAUUCGGGGGAUCGCCCAUCCAAUCCGUUUGUUGUUGGAAUAUACAGGGACCCCCUAUAAGGAGCUGCUUUAUAACUAUGAGAAAUGUUCUGAUUAUGAUAAAAAUGAAUGGUUUAAAGACAGAUAUACUCUUGGGCUCGAUUUUCCCAAUCUACCCUACCUGAUUGAUGGGAACACCAAGAUCACCCAGAGCAAUGCUAUCUUACGCUAUAUUGGACGAAAGCACAAGAUGUGUGGGGAUACUGAGGAGGAGAAAGUGAGAGUGGACAUUUUGGAGAGUCAAGCCAUGGAUUUUCGAAUGCAGCUGGUGAGAGUUUGCCACGAUCCAAACUUUCCUCUCACUCUGUCUCCACAGGAAAAUUUGAGACUCAACUAUCUACAGCAGCUACCUAAAACUCUUCAGCUCUUCUCCCAUUUCCUGGGCACAAGGAGGUGGUUUGCUGGAAAGAAGAUGACUUUUGUGGAUUUCUCCAUGUAUGACAUUCUUGACCUGAACUGCAAGUUUUUACCCGCAUGCCUGGACCUUUUCCCAAACCUACAGGAAUUCCUCACUCGGUUUGAGGGCCUAAAGAAGAUCUCUGCCUACAUGAAUUCUCCACGAUAUCUCCCCAAACCAGUGUUUCUGAAGAUGGCCAAGUGGGGCACUCAGUAGAACUCAGAAAAGUCCAAAGACUGGGAGGAAUGACUCUGACUCUCCUGACUCUCAAGAAGUCAGAGGGUUCCUAGACUUUCUCCUGUGGAUAUCUCUAAAUCAUACUUCCCCAGUAAAGUGUAUUGACCAUUACUUUUUCCUUUCUGUCC
Messenger RNA from Sarcophilus harrisii (Tasmanian devil), 1398 nucleotides. RefSeq names its product glutathione S-transferase Mu 2. Gene Ontology annotation, molecular function: glutathione transferase activity. The transcript is spliced from 9 exons. Gene Ontology annotation, biological process: glutathione metabolic process. NCBI's taxonomy places the organism in Eukaryota, Metazoa, Chordata, Mammalia, Dasyuromorphia, Dasyuridae. The record is from RefSeq and is a predicted model, not a curated record. Bases 578 to 1249 code for a protein of 223 amino acids.